This is a messenger RNA of Mesitornis unicolor (brown roatelo), 709 nucleotides long. RefSeq names its product F-box and leucine-rich repeat protein 22 (gene FBXL22). Lineage: Eukaryota; Metazoa; Chordata; Aves; Mesitornithiformes; Mesitornithidae. The transcript is spliced from 2 exons. The record is from RefSeq and is a predicted model, not a curated record. Gene Ontology annotation, molecular function: protein binding. Bases 29 to 709 code for a protein of 226 amino acids.
UGUCUUCCUCCUCACGCACUGACGGGCCAUGCAUAUAACCCAGCUGAACCGGGAAUGCCUUUUACAUCUAUUUUCUUUUCUGGACAAAAACAGUAGGAGAAGUUUAGCAAAAACAUGUCACAAGAUGCUAGAAGUGUUUCAGGAUCCUUUACUGUGGUCUUUGUUGAACUUUUACUCUCCAGUGGAACUAAAGAAGGAUAAUUUUCUCCUGGGACCUGCUUUAAAAUACUUAUCCAUCUGCUGGUAUUCAGAGAGAGUCAAGGUGUGUAACAUUGAGGACUGGAUGAAAAACACUUUCCAGAAAGACUUCUGUAACAGGCACGAAAACACUGUCAGUGAUUUUUUACUAGACGUUUGUAACAGAUGUCCAAACCUCCUAUCUCUGACCCUCUCUGGGUGCGGCCAUGUCACAGACGAUUGCAUCUUGCUGCUUCUCAAGAGCUGCCCAAACCUCAAGACACUCAAACUGGAAAACUGUGUGCGGAUCACUGACCAGACCCUGGAAGCAGUGACCCUGUAUGGGACAUCACUGCGAACGCUCCAUGUGGAUUUCUGCCGGAACGUAACACAAACUGGUCUAGAGAGAGUCAGGGAAAAGUGUCCUUUGGUUAUGCUGAGAGCAGAGAGAAGUGCUAACAUGAUUCCAGACACUAAGCCAGAUAAAAAGUUGAUGCUUGAAAAAGCAUCAAGAAAACUGGUUCAGCUUUAG